Hypomesus transpacificus is the source of this 1768-nucleotide messenger RNA. RefSeq names its product PR domain containing 8b (gene prdm8b). Lineage: Eukaryota; Metazoa; Chordata; Actinopteri; Osmeriformes; Osmeridae. The transcript has a single exon. The record is from RefSeq and is a predicted model, not a curated record. Gene Ontology annotation, biological process: regulation of DNA-templated transcription. The annotation marks the transcript as partial. Gene Ontology annotation, cellular component: nucleus.
GUACGUCCUCCCAUUCCUGUCCUGACUGCAACCAACGUUUCCAGUUUGAAUUCCCCUUCCUGGCCCACCUUAGGUUCCGUUGUACGAAGAGACUACAGAGCAUGGCUGGCCCGGAUGAGGAGUCUGGUAAGGACAAUGUCAGUGAGCGCUCCAACAUAACCCCAGCCAGGGCCAGCCCCAAACUAGGCCGGGCCGAGGGCUUCCCCAGCCCCCAGGACAAUAGCAAACCCUCCACAGACUUUCACAACCUGGCUCGGGACCUGGAGAACAGCAGGACAAGCCCACCAAGUGACAAAGAGGCUGAGAUCCGCAGCGAGAGCUCAGGGAAGAGGACGUUCUCGGAGACCGAGGAGAGGGAGGGUCCCCGAGCCCCCAGCAUGCCUCAGUCCAAGUCAAAGGAGGAGCUUGCCAGUUCAGCGCAGAACUACAGAGGGGCCUACGGUCUGGAGGAGAAGCGUCCACCAGGGUCCACAGAGUCGAGCGAGGCAAAGCGAAGCGCCUUUACUGAAGUUAAGAAGUCACCGCAGAGUCUGAAGCAACACAACAGCACCAAAAACCUGCAGAGCUCCAAUGCAGAGAACAAGGAAGGGAGCCGUCCCAGCAACAGUCCCCUGGAGAAGCACCUGAACAUCAGGCAGGUUCUGUCAGAAACCCAGCCUCCUCAAUCACGCAUCGAGUCGUCGUCCAUGGGCAGCGCCUUCACCUCCGUCGGCCAACAAGGUGAACAGCGGAAGAGCGCCUUCAGCCAGCCGUCACGGUCGUCCUUCUCCCAACUUCCCUCGGCCCUCGGGAUGCCCCCCAAGCUGCUAGACUGCCACCCCACGGUGGGUGACACCAUCUCCUCCAGCAGACUGUACCAGGCUGACCACCUGGCUGCCAAACUUCAGAGUGCAGAGCUGGGAGCCAACUGCCCGGUACCAGGUGGCAUGGCCAAGCAGAGCCCCUUCCUUUACACCGCCUUCUGGCCCAAAAGCUCGGGUCCAAUCCAGAUGCAGAUGCCGUCCACUCUCACCCUGCUGCCGCCCUCGUUCACCUCGCUCUGCCUGCCGGCACAGAACUGGUGCGCCAAGUGCAACGCCUCCUUCCGCAUGACCUCAGACCUGGUCUACCACAUGAGGUCCCACCACAAGAAGGAGUAUGCUAUGGAGCCACUAGUCAAACGCCGGCGGGAGGAGAAACUCAAGUGCCCCAUUUGUAACGAGUCUUUCCGGGAGAGACAUCACCUGUCACGUCACAUGACCUCCCAUAACUGACCUGCAGAGCUGGAGACAGAGAAAAUAACUUCUCGUCUCACUUGGAUUUACUGACUUUAACAGAGUGGAGAUCACCUCUUAAACCUGUGCACUUGUUUUCACUUUCAACAACAAGAACAAUGCUUUUUUUCUUUUGUCUGUUAUUUUUCUUGAUUGAGUGUUUUGAGUGUAUGAAAAUGCAUUUUACCUUUUAAAAUGAAUCUAUUUAUCAUAUGAAGCACUUAAAUUGGGACAUAAAGGGAAGCUAUGAAUAUGUGUAAAUGUACAGUAAGUUGUAUUUUAUAUUAUAUUAAUACAGAUAUAGAAAAUGAUUAAAAAUAGUUGCACUUCAUGGUUUACAUUACAUUGUUUUUUCAUGUCCGCAAUGAAAGGUUAAAUAUCGACAUAAAUUGGAAUAUUAUGUCUAUACUUCAGAGUGCAUGUAAUAUUAAAUAGAUAUUGAUUUAAGAUGCAGUCUAUACAGUUCAAUGUAAAUACCCGUUUUGUUUUAAAUACAAAGUGUAAUAUUUUGUGUC